Molecule: messenger RNA, 2675 nt
Organism: Schistosoma margrebowiei
Lineage: Eukaryota; Metazoa; Platyhelminthes; Trematoda; Strigeidida; Schistosomatidae
Source: the annotation of a GenBank genome assembly
CAAUUUGAACCAUUUGAACGUUGCUCUAGCGCUAAGGUUAAAGGUUUGCGGUGUAACAUCAACAACACUGUAGAUCGGGGCUACCAUUGAUUUGGAAUUAUUGGUUAUUUGAUUGGAUCAGUACAUUUAGUUUGGCAGUCACAAUUAGUUGGAAGCAGACCAAGCUGAAAAUAUACACUUAUAUCAUCGGGGAAUUUAAUCCAACGGCAAUUCCAGCCAACUGAUCGAGUUACUCGCUACACUUUACUAAGUAUUUGGAUUCCAGACAUGAAAUUCUCCCAAACCAAGGAAGAAAACUGGAAUUUUUCUAGUGUAGUAGAGGGGUUAAGAGAUCUUUACGACAGAAGACUGAAGCCUUUGGAAGUGACAUAUUUGUUCCCACAGUUUCAUUCACCAACACUUGAUGCAGGGGAAUUUAGUUCCAAGCCAAUGAUUCUUCUUUUGGGUCAGUAUUCUACGGGCAAGACCACGUUUAUCAAAUACCUUCUAGGAUCCGCCUUCCCGGGUAUGCAUAUUGGCCCAGAGCCGACAACCGACAGAUUUAGUGUUGUUAUGUCUGGGGAUGAAGGCAUUAUUCCUGGGAAUGCUCUUGUUGUCGACGCCCAGAAACCUUUUCGCCCUCUUUCGAAAUUCGGAAAUAACUUUCUGAACCGCUUUCAAUGUUGCCAACUUCGGAAUCCUGUUCUGGACAGCAUAGUCAUUAUUGAUACACCUGGUAUAUUAAGUGGUGAAAAACAGAGGUUAGAUCGCGGUUAUGACUUCACAGCUGUUGUUCAGUGGUUUGCAGAACAUGUUGACAGAAUAAUCCUGCUUUUCGACGCUUAUAAACUCGAUAUAUCGGACGAGUUUAGGCGAGUGAUAGAAUCUCUCAGAGGUUAUGACGACAAAGUCCGUAUUGUUCUUAAUAAAGCUGAUAUGAUUGAUGCACAACAAUUGAUGCGCGUUUACGGAGCAUUAAUGUGGGGUCUUGGUAAAGUAUUAGGGACUCCGGAAGUUGUUAGAGUAUUUAUCGGGUCAUUUUGGGACCGACCACUGCGAUAUGACGUUAACCGUCACUUAUUUGAGUUGGAGUCACAGGAUUUAUUUAAAGACCUUCGAAGUUUGCCUUCUAACGCGGCCAUGCGAAAACUAAAUGAUAUGAUACGACGAGCAAGGCUAGCUAAAGUACAUGCCUACAUAAUUGGUCAUCUUAAGAAACAGAUGCCUUCAAUCGUUGGGAAAAGCAAAAAGAAGCAAGAACUUAUUAACAAUUUACAGCAGAUAUAUGAUUCUAUUUCACGUUUACACCAUAUAUCUUCUGGUGACUUCCCUAAACUCUCUCAUAUGCAGAGUAUUUUGAGUGAACAGGAUUUUACAAACUUCCCCUCUCUUAAAGAAAGGCUUAUUGAACAAGUCGACAUUAUGUUAACCCAGGAGAUCCCUAAAUUAAUGCAGAUGAUACCAAUUGAACAAACAGCGGCUGUUCAACAGGGUAAAAGUUUAAUCAAAGGAGGAGCUUUCAACGAUAGUGUAAUUGAUAGUCCAUUUACGGCAGAUGCUGAUAUGGCUAUUAAUCGUGGACGAUAUAGUGAUAAGUCGGCUUUAGAGGACGAUAAAGAUGAGCUCAUAAAAGAAUUUGAAAGUCUUCAACCAGUUGAUGGUCUCCUUUGUGGAAGCGGACGAUUAAAAGCGAAAUUGAUGGAAUCUCAUUUACCUAAUAUCACAUUAAGUCGUAUAUGGAAACUUUCAGAUAUUGAUAAAGACGGUUAUCUUGAUAUCGAUGAAUUCAUUGUUGCUAAGCGUUUGGUCAGCAUAGCUGUUAACGGUGGUGAAAUUCCAGAAACUCUACCAGGGCACUUAAUCCCACAUAGUAAACACAAAUAUAUUUCACCAACUAUAAAUGGUAUAGGUGAUUAUAAUGAAACAAAAUAUUAAACUGCAUUGAUCUCGUGUUAUCGAUGAAGCCACAAAAUAUAUUAACUGGUUUAUACCGAAACUAUCAUUGUUAGCGGUUAGGAGUGGAGCAUUGUCACUUCAUAUUGUCCUAUCUUUUAGAACAAAUUUACUCUUAUUCUCCUAAAAAUGACAUACUAAUGUGCUAAAACUUUCAGAAAUAUUUUACCUGUGAUAUUAUUGAAGUCUGUUCUUUUUCAUACUCAUUUCUGUACGUCUGUGUGUAUCUGAUGAAUUACCUCCAAAUGAAUGCAGGAAAUAAAACAUUCAAUAUGAAGAAGUCUUCAGGUUCUCGCUAUUUGUUUUUUUUUCUUAUAUUUUAGAAAAUGUAAUCAAAUUUCACACUAGCUUGAUUAUGUGCCUAUUAUUCUUUCAUAUUUGGAUCCUAUCUUUAUUGCACUUAUUUUUUCAUAAACUGUCUAUUCAACUGUAUCGUGUAUAUUAUCAGUGAAUUUACUUAUUCUAUUAAUUAUUUAUCUCUUGAUGUUUAGUUGCACUUUUUGACUAACAAACAUUAUUUUUAUUUUUUUUUCUUGUGGAGGAAGAAAUCAUUUGAUUUUGUUAUAAUUCAACAUUCCAUUAUUUUUACGCUAAUAGAUUCAUCCAAUUAGUAGGGUUUUUUUCUUUAUUUAUCUAUAACAGAUUUAUUCUGUAUUAUAGGUAUUUUAUUAAAUAACAGGUUGGAUAAAAAAUCUUCAGCGUCAGUCACUAUUAAGUUAUUUAAUUAUGGUAUGUUCUUGCUG